Cladophialophora carrionii CBS 160.54 is the source of this 1116-nucleotide messenger RNA. RefSeq lists its product as uncharacterized. Gene Ontology annotation, biological process: regulation of cyclin-dependent protein serine/threonine kinase activity. NCBI's taxonomy places the organism in Eukaryota, Fungi, Ascomycota, Eurotiomycetes, Chaetothyriales, Herpotrichiellaceae. The record is from RefSeq and is a predicted model, not a curated record. Gene Ontology annotation, molecular function: protein kinase binding; cyclin-dependent protein serine/threonine kinase regulator activity. The transcript has a single exon. Bases 1 to 1116 code for a protein of 371 amino acids. Gene Ontology annotation, cellular component: nucleus; cyclin-dependent protein kinase holoenzyme complex.
AUGCUAGCAACAUCCCUAUCCCCUAACAUCUCACCUGCGACUGCCCGAGAGACGGGCGUUGCCCUAUACUCAACGUCUCCUCGAAUCCAUUAUGAGAAAUCGGCCUCACUCUCUGCCAGUUCUCGCCCUGCCGCCGUCGAACAGACGAGUCCCGUCGCACGCAAGCGCCCUCUCUCAUACGACAUCGAUUUCCAAAAGCCUCGCAGGUUACCGAGCACGAAAUCCCUAGACCGCUACGGAUAUUCUCCCCGCGUCCAACCCCGCCCGAAAAUGGUGGAUGCUUCCACACAAUACUCUCCCCCCAACCAACAGAAAGCAGCACAGACUCCCACAAGUACUAUUGCGGGACUUCAACUGUCCGAAAAGGAGGAUCAUUCACCCAAGGCCGCCCCUCUCUCGUCCGCGACGAAGCGCCGUGACGGCACCGUUCCGAAUCAGACGAGACCGGAAAUCACGACAGCGCAAGCGCAGAUAAAGAGACAAGCUGUGGAACCAGCCACGGCAGCACGCACCCCUGUGAAUGGCGUCGUGCCGGAAGAAGAGCCGAGCGUGGAACAGUCUCCGGUGAAGAAGGCCCGUCCAGAUGCUCCGCCAGUACGGAUAAUGCCCCUGCAAUACGAAAACUGUAACACCCGGGAUCUGGUGGUCCUGAUAGCUUCCAUGUUGAUGGAGCUGAUCCGGUACAACGAUGCCAUUCCACUGAAGGAUGGCCAGCUUACGCGCUUCCACUCACGAGCACCCCCUGGGAUUUCGGUCCUCGACUACCUCCAGCGACUGACAACCCACGCAACAUUGUCGCCUCCUAUAUUACUCAGCGUGGUCUAUUAUAUUGAUCGCCUGUGCGCCCUCUACCCCGCUUUUACUAUAAGCAGCCUCACUGUGCACCGGUUCCUCAUCACGAGCUCAACAGUGGCGAGCAAAGGCUUAAGCGACUCGUUCUGGACGAACAAGACCUAUGCCCGAGUUGGUGGCGUGAGCAUGAAAGAACUCGCACUUUUAGAGCUCGAGUUUCUCACCAGGAUGGAAUGGAGAAUCGUGCCGAAACCAGAGGUAUUAGUAGACUAUUAUAAGUCUCUGAUCGCCCGGAAUUCGCAGUACCAGCUCGAAGGUACAUAA